CCGGACGGCAGCAGCAGCCGCAUUCCACAGCAAGAUCCCAGCAAGACGAAGACAGGUGGGUGCCCUGCUGAUAACCAUGUUGUGCAGGUGCCCAGUGCACCUAGACGGACUGACGGAAAAUAAAUGCUGGAAUAUUUCUCCUUCCUAUUGAUCUGCUUUCUGCUGCCUUGAGAUUCCCCUGCAAUUUCCAGUUGUAAAUCACUGUGCAGCGACAGGCCACCCCCCUCCCUGCUCCCCAUUGGUCGCGACCGUCCGGCUAUUUGCAUGUCGCCCUUCUGAUUGGCCCGCUGGUUCCACAAGACUUUACAUAAGCCUGGCAGCGCCGCUAGAGUUGAAUAAAGCCGGCCAAGGGGAAGGAUUUGUCCAAGCUUUGGUGGAAACUUGUGAACUCUUCAGCAAGAAAACUGUGGGGAAUGAUGCUGCUGCUGCUGCCUGCUGAUUUCUUUGUCCCUAUAUCAAAGAUGAUGCUUCUUGCAUUAUUGCUUUCUAUAAUUAUCUGUUGUGGAGGAGCUCAACGUUCAGAGCCCAUGUUCACAGCUGUGACCGAGACAGUCCUUCCUCAGGAUUAUGAUAGCAAUCCGACCCAACUGAACUAUGGAGUUGCCAUCACAGAUGUGGACAAUGAUGGAGACUUUGAAGUUGUAGUGGCUGGAUACAAUGGGCCGAAUCUAGUGCUGAAAUAUAUCAAGGAGAAAGGUCACCUAGUCAAUAUCGCUGUUGAUGAACGGAGCUCGCCAUAUUAUGCUUUACGAGAUCGGCAAGGCAAUGCCAUUGGGGUCGCUGCCUGUGAUAUUGAUGGAGAUGGAAGGGAAGAAAUCUAUUUUCUAAACACAAACAAUGCCUUUUCAGGUAUAGCAACAUACAACGACAAGCUAUUUACAUUUCGAAAUGGGCGCUGGGAGGACCUUUUCAGUGAUGAGGUAAACCUCAGGAGAGGAGUAGCCAAUCGGUUUUCUGGACGUUCAGUGGCUUGCAUAGAUAGAAAGGGCUCUGGAAGGUACUCUUUCUACGUUGCAAACUAUGCAAAUGGUAAUGUGGGACCACAUGCCGUAAUCGAGCUGGAUGAAACUGCAAGCAAUUUGUCUAGAGGGAUCAUUGUCUUGUCCAAUGUAGCAGCAGAACUUGGUUUAAACAAGUACACAGGAGGGCGUGGUAUCGCUGUUGGACCAAUUGUCAGCUCUGCUGCCUCGGAUAUCUUCUGUGACAAUGAGAAUGGGCCAAAUUUUCUCUUUCAAAACAAAGGAGAUGGAACCUUUGUGGAUAUAGCAUCUAGCUCAGGGGUGGAUGAUGUUUAUCAACAUGGACGAGGCGUAGCCCUUGCUGAUUUUAAUAGAGAUGGAAAAGUAGAUAUUGUGUACGGAAACUGGAAUGGACCCCAUCGUCUCUUCUUACAGAUGCAUACUAACGGAAAGGUUCGCUUUCGGGAUAUUGCAACGCAGAAGUUCUCCAUGCCAUCGCCUAUACGCACGGUCAUUGCUGCUGACUUUGAUAAUGAUCAAGAACUGGAAGUCUUUUUCAAUAACAUUGCUUAUCGGGGGCCAUCUGCAAACCGUAUGUUCAGGGUUGGAAGAAGAGAACAUGCAGAUCCAUUUAUGGAAGAACUCAAUCCAGGAGAUGCUUCAGAACCAGAUGGUCGUGGAACUGGGGGAGCAGUGACGGAUUUUGAUGGAGAUGGAAUGUUGGAUCUAAUUUUGUCACACGGUGAAUCCAUGGCCCAGCCUUUAUCUGUGUUCAAAGGAAAGCAGGGCCUGAAAAAUAAUUGGCUCAGAUUAAUACCUCGCACGAAGUUCGGUGCCUUUGCACGUGGAGCAAAAGUUGUCCUUUACACAAAGAAAAGUGGAGCACACCUCAGAAUUAUUGAUGGUGGAUCUGGCUACCUUUGUGAGAUGGAACCUGUAGCUCACUUUGGUCUAGGAAAGGAUGAAGCUAGCAGCCUAGAGGUAACCUGGCCUGAUGGCAAGGUUUUUACCAGAAGCGUUGCCGAAGGGGAAAUUAACUCUGUACUGGAAAUUCCCUACCCGCACGAAGAUGACAUUGUAACUAAACCAACGGAUAUUGAGGUGUGCGGCCAGGGUUUCUCGGUGAAUGAAAACGGACGUUGUACAGAUACAGAUGAAUGCAUACAGUUUCCCUUCGUGUGUCCCAGGGAGAAGCCAGUCUGUAUCAACACAUAUGGAGGAUACAAAUGCCGACCAAAUAGAAGAUGCAGUAGAGGGUUUGAGCCAAAUGAAGAUGGAACUGCCUGUGUCGCUCAAGUGGCUUAUUUUGGAUCCUCAUCUGCCUCCAGAUUCCUGGCUCUCUCCUUGCACAGUACAGCCUCCCUUUUAGGCCUUGGAUUCUAUUUCCAGAUAUACGCCCUCUAAUCCAACCUGUCAUUUAAAAAAAAAGGCUUUUUCUGCUUGUUUUCCUCAACUUCUACAGUAAAUGAAGAACUCUUUGCCAUCCUGUCCCAAUGUUGACCUGGAUAUCAGGUGGCCAGUGACAUAACAUCAAAAGAGGAUUUUGUUUGAAGCUUAGAGUGAAUAGUGAUAUUUUCGUAAAAACAAGUUGUUUGUUAAUAUGUCAUGCAUGUUUUCUGAGAAAACUGAAGAAAAAAUCCCUUUGCGCUCAAGCUAAAGACACUCAAAUAUUUGAAUUCAUUUUUCUAUUUUAUUGACCCAAUUUUUUAUAUUUUGCCCCAAUGUCUUGGUUAACUCUCUUGCUGCAAGAGGAGCCAAUGAAACAAUGCAUGGCAGGUCCACUGGUAGGGAAAGGUUUAUUCUGAUUGGAUGGUUGGUAGGUUGCUUAUCUCCUUUCUAACUUUCUACACGUGCCUGCUGGUUUGGCCUGCCUGGGCUGUGCUUUACCUGCUCUCAAUCUAUGUCAAGAAAGAAGCCUUAUUUGUUUCCUUACUUUUUCUUUUCUUUCUUUUUUUACAGUAUUGAAAAUAAUGUUUAAAGGUCAAAAUGUUUUGCAGUCUUCCAACCAUCAGUCUAAAAAAAUGUUAGAAAUAAAAGAUAUAUACUUAUGGA
Xenopus laevis (African clawed frog) is the source of this 3011-nucleotide messenger RNA. It is a transcript of the gene crtac1.L, whose product is annotated as cartilage acidic protein 1. Lineage: Eukaryota; Metazoa; Chordata; Amphibia; Anura; Pipidae. Bases 414 to 2363 code for a protein of 649 amino acids. The record is from RefSeq and is a predicted model, not a curated record. The transcript is spliced from 15 exons.